ACACACAUUCCUCGACACCGGACAAGGAGAUCCGCAAUGCCAGACAUAGAAAUUGCAGGAAAAGGUUCGAGCUUUAUGGUUGUCAACGAGCUGUGUAUACGGCCUCCUGUGUCUCCAGCUUGCUCGCUUCGUCUUCACCGAUGCGCUCAUCUUUGGAACCAUUGGAUUCUUCUCCUUAACCGUUUCCCGCCUUAUAUUAUGCUCCCAUGUCGCUUGCUGCAGAUGCCCCUCGCGCCGUUCUUUCCAAGAUCGGCUAUAUAGUCCACGAUCACACUGUUCUAGAUUCUCAAACUUGCUAUACAACAAGAUCGUUUUCAUUGGGAUUCUGGGUCUUUCUCUUGUGCCUGAUAAACGUUUCUGGUAAUGCCACAGUAAGGUGGGUUCAGCGAAUCCUGGAUCUUCUUUUUUUUUUCUCUUUCCUGAGAGAAUGGAGAAUCCUCCCAAGUAUAGCAGGCCCUAUCAGCUGAGGAGCGGUUAUGAGCCGUCCGAUACAGAGACGGAGUGGCACGAGAAUCCACGGCGGGAGCAGAGACAGCACAAUGACGAUUUGGAGUUUGAAGGUCCGAAAGUCGAUUUGAGCCGGCCCAGGAACGUUAGUCCCCUGAAGCUGAGCAGGAGGCAACCUUUCUUUGGUGGGUCUUCUCCUAAAAAAGAAACUGAAGCCGGUUUAGUUCGGCGGAGACACAGCAGUAAGUCGCCGUACAAGCCGAGGAGAGAUAAUGGAAAUGCUCUUUCUCCUAAAGGUGGAUCAGAUGCACGCAGAAAUGUCAGUCCUUUAUCAGAACCUGAGCACCGGAGGCAUAUUUCGCCUUAUAAGCUGGGAAUAGAAGAAAAUGCAACUGAAGAAAAUGAGAUUACAAUCUCAAACAGGAAGUUAAACCGUAGAACACAUUCAAGGGACGAUAGGGAAGGCCAUCCUCAGUUCCUUGAUCUGAGUAGAGUAAGUUUGAAAUCAAACUACAGUCAGCGAUCUGUUACUGCACCGAAACAGAGAGCAAGGGACAGGGAACAGCAUAACAACCCAAAGGGAGAGCGGACCCUGUCACCAUUGGAAAGAAACGUGAUUCAGAAACAGCGGGAAGCUUCUCCCUUGAGAAAACCUUCUGUUGGUGAGAUUAAUGAAAUGGUAGCAAAUUUAAAGCUCUAUAGAGGUCCCAUGAAUAAUGCUAGUAUUUUUGAAAGCACAGAUUCCAUAUCACCUGGCAAUAUUUUCUUUUCUCGGGACCACACAGCUUUGGCAUUUCAGAAGAAUGUCUUCCCAAGAAAUGAUGAGCAGGAUACACGUUUUGUUCCGAUACCCAAAACUGUUCCACAAAGGGACAUUUCUCAUCAGCGGAUGAGAUCAAAUGGUGGCUCUGACCAUAAUCCACAAGGGAGUGCAUCUAGUUUGAGUGCAUCAAGGACGGCCCCAAAUUUAAGUUCCAACAUAAGUAGGCAAAGCAGCAACAGAAAUAGCACUGUGAGUAGUAAGAUGAGUGACUUCAGUGCUGGAACAACGGAUAGCAUUAAGAAAUUUACAGCCAACCGUAGGAAGAGCCAAACAGAAGCAUGGUUUGCUUGUAUGAGGAAAGGGUCAUGUAGGACUUCAAAAUCACCCAAAGCUACUAGAGCCUUUGAUGAAGCCUCCUUCAUUGAGAAGGCAUUUGUGGUUGAAAACCUGAGGCAGUUUUGGGCUGAUAAGCAUCAACCUCGUUCUCUCGAUGGAUUCAGUUGCCACAAACAGGAAGCACAACUUCUUAAAAAUUUAGUGUUAAAUGAUGUUUGCCCUCAUAUUUUGUUGAAGGGUCCUUCUGGAUCUGGAAAAAGGGCAUUAACAAUGGCCCUUUUAAGUGAAAUCUACGGUGACCAGUCUUGCAAUGUAACUCAUGAGUUACGAUCCUUCCAUAUCCAGGAGAAAAGGCCAACGGAAGUAAUUAUUCCGCUGGCAUCCAGCGCUCAUCAUGUGGAGCUGAAUGUACAUAAAGAAACCAAUUCCAGAUUUGCACUAAUGGCUUUAGUCAAGGAAAUUAGUAGCAAUCAUGCAAUCAUCCCUGAAGUCAGUCAUUCAGGUUUCAAGGCAGAUUAUAAAGUAAUAGUGCUCUAUGAGAUUGACAAAGCAGCAGAAAACGUCCAACACUUGAUCAAGUGGAUAAUUGACUGCUAUUCGGAUUCUUGUAAACUUAUGCUGUGCUGUGAGGAUGAUGGAAUUAUUCUUGAAUCAGUGAAAAACCGCUGCAAAGUCAUCAAUGUUGAUGCUCCAAUCACUCAUGAGAUUAUGGAGAUUCUCAUCCAAAUAGCAAGGAAGGAAGACUUUGAAUUAUCAAUGAACUUCGCUGCCAAGAUAGCCGCCAAAUCGAAACAGAACCUCAGAAAAGCUAUUAUGGCUCUUGAAGCAUGCAAAGCACACAACUACCCUUUCGUAGAUAACCAACCAAUUCCAUUGGGAUGGGAAGAGGUACUAGUGGAACUUGCUGCUGAAAUUCUGGCUGACCCAACUCAAAAAAGAUUAUUCUUUGUACGGGGAAAGAUUCAGAAACUUCUGGUGGAUUUCGUGCACCCCAAACUGAUACUCCUGAAGCUUACGGAACAGUUUUUGAAUGCAGUAGAGGCUGGUUCUAAGAGGGACCUGUACUAUUGGCAUGCUUAUUACGAUAAAAGACUGCCAACUGGGACGACUGCUUUACUGAAAUUAGAAGAAUUCGUGGCCAAGUUCAUGAGCAUGCACAGGAAAAGUUCCGGCAGAUGUCAGCAUGUAUAAUCGCCAGGGUCCCGGUUCAACUCUUCAAGGAGCUUUCUAUUUCCUUCUCCUUUCUCCGAAAUCUUCUGCUGAAAUUAGCGGUUACAUGCUGUAGAGUGAGCUCUUGAACUUCAAUAUGGUAACAUUUAGGCACUUGUCCCUGCCUUGCACGUCAAAACUCAUGCAAAUGUUCGUGUAAGGUUUAGAUUGGAAAGAGCUAAGUUUGCACGACAGAUGAUUAUACUUGUCUGAAUCGCGUACUUCCCUGUUGUUCUA
Molecule: messenger RNA, 2992 nt
Organism: Syzygium oleosum
Lineage: Eukaryota; Viridiplantae; Streptophyta; Magnoliopsida; Myrtales; Myrtaceae
Exons: 11
Coding region: 428-2737 (769 amino acids)
Biological process (GO): DNA-templated DNA replication; DNA repair
Cellular component (GO): nucleus; DNA replication factor C complex
Molecular function (GO): DNA binding; DNA clamp loader activity
Source: RefSeq, a predicted model, not a curated record